Molecule: messenger RNA, 1137 nt
Organism: Ambispora gerdemannii
Lineage: Eukaryota; Fungi; Glomeromycota; Glomeromycetes; Archaeosporales; Ambisporaceae
Source: the annotation of a GenBank genome assembly
AUGGAGCCAAUUCUACGGGAAAACGAAAUAGUAGCAAACACGCAGGCUGCACUUGCCAUCAACUCUGUUGAAAACAUCGACAAGAUUAUAAAUGCGUUAAACGAAUCAGUAGAACAUAUUUCAACAAGCCCAGAAAACACUUCUGAAGCACUUUCUUCGCUUUCCAGGCAAAUCAAAGAAAUCUCGACACAGACAAUCGAGGAACAUAAAGAGUAUCAGGCGGUUUUGUCUAGAUACGGAAAAGCUAUUGAUAAGAAAUGGAAGCAUGAUGUCACACUCGCAAGUAAUCCCAAUGCCUUUGAAGGAAAAGAUAAGAUCCUACAAAUGACCGUCGCGUUGCAUUUUAUAUGUCAAGGAAAAUUCGAGCUGGGAAAAACUUUUAUGCGGGAGGCAGGCCUUGAAAUAUCUACGGAACUACAAUCACAGUUCGUGAAAAUGUAUGAAAUUCUCAAGGCGAUCCGAGAAUAUAAUCUUGAACCUGCACUAAUAUGGGCACGAUCAGAACGAGAAAAACUUGAAAAACGCGGCAGUUCCUUAGAAUUCCAACUACAUCGUCUUCACUUCAUCCAGUAUCUAAGGAAUCAAAGUCGUUACGAAGCAUUACAUUACGCACAAUUGAAUUUUCAAUAUUUCCAAACACAGCAUUUUCGAGAAAUACAACGCCUAAUGUGCUCAUUGGUAUAUAUUAAUCGCCUUGAAUCCUCUCCUUACGCUGAUUUGCUGUCUACUGAAGGCUGGACGAAUAUACAGAAUACGUUUGCGACAGAUUUUUGUAGUUUGUUGGGAUUGUCAAGAGAGAGUCCACUGUUUAUAAGCGUGACAGUAGGCGCAACAGCACUACCGUGGCUUAUCAAGAUGGCAACUAUAAUGAAAGAGAAGAAAAACGAAUGGAGUCAACAAAACGAGUUACCGGUUGAAGUCCCAUUGACCGAUGAUAUGCGAUAUCACUCGAUAUUCGCGUGCCCGGUGUCAAAAGAACAAGCAACAGAAGAUAACCCACCGAUGAUGAUGCCGUGUGGACACGUGAUUUGUAAAGAUAGUCUGAACAAAUUAAGUAAAGGACAGAGUAGUCGCUUCAAGUGCCCGUAUUGCCCGAACGAAUCAAUACCGACUCAAGCAAUGCGUGUACAUUUCUAA